Messenger RNA from Schistocerca serialis cubense, 354 nucleotides. Its product is annotated as cuticle protein 18.7-like. NCBI's taxonomy places the organism in Eukaryota, Metazoa, Arthropoda, Insecta, Orthoptera, Acrididae. The record is from RefSeq and is a predicted model, not a curated record. The transcript has 3 exons. Bases 28 to 354 code for a protein of 108 amino acids.
CAACAGCAGCAGCAGACGUCGACAAACAUGAAGCUUCUGAUCGUCCUGAGUGCUGUCGUGGCCGUGGCCCUGGCCAAGCCCGGCUUCCUGGGGGCGGGCGUCGCCGCCCCCGCCUACGCCGCAGGCCUCGCUGCCGCCGUCCAGCCCGCUCCCGUCUACGUGGGCGGCAUCCACCCCGGCCUCGCCGCCUACGGCCCGGCCAACAUCGUAGUCGGUCCCGGCGGCUACAACCUGGACACCCCUGACGUGGCCGCCGCCAGGGGCGCCCACCUGGCCGCCGUCGCCCAGACGAGGGCCCGCGACGCCGCCAUCAAUGGCGCCGCCCUCGCUGCCGCCUCCGCCGCUGGAGAGUGA